AUGCCUCGUACGUUCAACUGAGACCAAGAUAAGUAUGAGAUCUUGCUGACAAUAUGUGCGGUUUUAUUCCAAACAAGAACUAUACUAGUCUAUCGAUAGUGUCUCAAGAUGUCCAUAUCACCAACAAGACAGUAUUUGCGAUUGACAAGAAAGUGAAUUUGAUUCAAGAAUCUAUAUCAACAGCCAAAAAAUGCCAUUCAACAUCAGAACAAACUCAUUAAAGGUCUCGUUUCAGCCUCCUGUGGGAAAUCUGACGCCGAAGAACUAUGUCCUGCAUACCUACCUUAUAGGUCCCUGGAGGCUAAUGCGGAUGAGGCACAAGAACUAGAGGCCGGUAGCUGCAAAGUGGAGGACAAAUCAGAAAGCUCAUUCGAAUUCAUCCGCUUCCAAGAGUUGGGAACACAAUCACAACGAACGUGGCAAUAUCACAGGCAACCAACACCCUUUGGCCUGCUGGAGAACUCCCCCAACUUUGCCUUGGAAUCAUAUACGUUGGAAAACUUUGUCCCAUCUUACAAGCUCCUGUCAUUCGAUGGUUGUGAGAAGCAGUCAAAUGAAUUCUUCCGGAUCAACUCGUACUGUGCUUUCUAUGCUCUCUCGCCGCGACGAUGGCAUAGGCUCUUCCUGUCAGUGGUCAUCAGCAGAGAUUCCCCAUAUUGGGAUUGCCUGAAGCUACCAAUCGAGAAAGCUUCAAAUGGUCAAUUGUCACAUUAUAUCCGUCAGAAUGUGGAAAAUUUUCUUUCCGCAGACAACGAAUUUCAUGAUGACCAACACUGCAAUAUUCAAGUAGGAGAAAACAUGAAACUUGGUCGAGAUUGUUUCCCGGACCUCAAGAUACGAACUCGGAAGAUAGGAGAGAAUAUGAAUUCUGAGUCUAUUUUCAGAAAAUUGAAUGACAUUGGCUGCCCUGCAUAUCGUGAGAAUGAGCUUGUACGCUUCAUUGGAGGAGCAGAGGGCCGACGUGGAGAAAGACAAUUUGCAACUUAUGCGCAUCCAUUCAUGCUUUCUGAGAUCAGAUUUGGCACAGAACAGCCGUCGGCAGAUCAGCUAUAUACUAUUCAAGUUCCUCAUUGUCUUACAGGAAAUCUCACCGUAGCAAAGUUCCAUGGAAUUGUUGUGAGUUCUCGCCAACGAGAACUUACCGGGUAUUUAAUCGACUCAUCGACUGGGACAAGUUUGUGCGGCAAGAUGUAUGAGUUGAAACUUGAAGACAAACUGUCCUGGAAUCAAAGGGAGAGCUGGGGCAGGAACAUUGUUGAGAGUGUAUACCAGGUUCACUCGAAAGGCUUCGUGGUCGGAACACUUGCAUAUGACGCAGUGUUCCAUCAUGCAAUACUCAUCAAUGAGUUAAAUAAGGCUAUUUUAUUGAAAUUCAGAAGCAAAUUCAACAAAAAGGGCAGAAAGAGAGGGUUUCUACCGCCGGAAUAUCGCAAUCCAAGUGUGAAGCAAGACAUGAUCAACGUUACGCCUCAGAUCGACAUUUUCCAGCUUGGAAUGCUACUCUGGAUUCUGGCAGAAGAUGAGAUAUAUUUAACCUCAUCGUAUCUGUGCCAGAAGGUCGGUUGUUACUCCGAAAACUGUCAGAAAGACCACAGCGACCCAGUUUCGCUGCCAGAACCACCCAACCAUAUACCGCAGUAUUGGAAGGACAUUGUUGCUGCGUGCAGGACACCAGACCCAAAUCGUCGACCAGCAGCCUGGAAGAUACUUCAAAGCUUCCCCCCAGAUCUGUGUUCCGAUUUCCAAGGAAAACAAAGCCGACAGUUGUGUGCAGCCAACAUAGAGGACUUAUCAAUCUUCUCUCAGAAACCGAAUGUUCGUGCAUUUUGCGGCUUGUAAGUUGAUUCAUUCAUUGUCCUUUAUUCUCGGGAGUUACUAACUUGAAUAUGUAAUAGCUGUCAGGCUGAAACGACUAAGCAAACCUUUCACUGCGACAUCUGCGAUGGAGGAGAAUUUGACAUGUGCUUUUCUUGCCUCAGCGAAAAUAAACAUUGCAACAAUAAAGACCAUUUCCUUAUUGAGAGAAGAGAAGGCAAGGCGAUGCAGAUACAAACAGAGAAAUUCUAUUCUAGUCCUGGCCCAGAUGGAAUGAGAAAGAUAAUGAUUUUUGGAGGUUCCCAUAAAGCUAAGGAACAAUGA
Molecule: messenger RNA, 2139 nt
Organism: Hymenoscyphus albidus
Lineage: Eukaryota; Fungi; Ascomycota; Leotiomycetes; Helotiales; Helotiaceae
Source: the annotation of a GenBank genome assembly